AUGAAUAGUUCCACGAGAGGCCUCAGGACGAGGCAGCAAAAGGCAAGGCAACUUAAGCAGCUUAAUGCUAAACGUAUCAACAUUCUUGGAACUGCUCACCUUAUUGAGGAAUUCAAUGAAAAUUAUGAUCCAUCCCGAGCUGCAGAAGUGCCAUUCCGUCUGGAAAAAUUAGAUCACCUUUGGGAAGAAUUUGAGCUCGUUGAAACUGAACUCGAUGUGCUGCGCACUGAUGAGCCCGAGUUCAAUCAAGAGCGUGCAGAAUUUCAAACAAUGUAUUAUCAGUUGAAAGGUUCGUUAUCGGCCAAAUUGCCUGUAGCCCCUGCAGUGCCCUCGCCUGUUCCCGAACCUGUGCCGGUACCACAACCAUCGCCCACGGCCCCUGGUGUGCGUCUUCCGGAAUUAAAAAUCCCUGAAUUCGAUGGGAAACCAGAAGAUUGGUCGGCUUUCAACGAUUUGUUCCGAUCCAUGAUUCACGACAAUGCUUUGCUUUCGGACAUACAAAAAUUACAUUAUCUUCGAGCUUCUCUCAAAGGUGACGCUGCUCGAAUUGUUUGCUCGCUACCGAUAUCAGCCCAAAGUUAUGCGGUAGCUUGGAAGAUGAUCCAUGAUCGUUACGAAGAUACUAAUCUUUUAAUCAAGCAGCACAUCGCUGCACUUUUUUCUAUCGCGCCCAUGCAAUCUGCAUCUGCAAGUGAGCUUUCCGAUCUUGCAGAUGAAUUUGAAAAGCACGUCAAAAUAUUAGAUACUCUUGAAACGAAAGAACAACACUGGGAUUCAGUUUUAGUAGAAUUACUAUUUCGUCGAAUGGAUAAAGACACGCAAGCUUUGUGGGAAACCCAUCGUUUCAAAGAAGAAAGACCUUCGUACGAUCAACUAAUACUCUUUAUGCAUGAACAUUCCCGCACACUGCAGUCCCUUAAGUUAUCGCAACAGGCAUUCAACCUAGAAGAAACUAAACCUCAAAAUUCACGUGCUACCUCUAACCAGUCUACAUCUGAACAACGAUUGAAGUGUGCUGCUUGCCAACAGGCACAUUAUCUAUUCCAAUGUGAAAUUUUUCGGGGAAAAACCCCCCAGCAACGCUUUGAGCUGGUAAAAAAGAACAAUUUAUGCAUUAACUGCAUCAAGUCGACCCAUUUUUCCAAAAACUGCACCAGUGGGCCCUGCAAAUAUUGCCAAAAAAGACACCAUACUUUGCUUCACCUUCAACCAUCUACCGCUUUGUGCACGUCAAGCGCUCCGGCAAGCUACCACCAGGACCAAGCUACAUUGUGUAAGGUCCAGCCAUGCGUUCAUAAUCUGCCGUUACACUCGUCCCGCGAAUCGCUUAUCAGUGACAUCGCUGUCGCUUCGGUCAAUCCGUCGGUUUCGUUCGUACCGCCUCCGGUUUCAGCGCCUCCCUGCAUUUCGCGCGGUAUAGUCUCAUCUCCAUGUCAAACAGUUGUAAGUGAUUCCACUGUGCUCUUGUUUACGGCACUAGUGCUAGUGAAAGACAAAUUCGGCCAACCGCAAGCUGCUCGUGCACUCCUGGACAGUGGUUCUCAAUCAAGCUUUAUUUCGGAGAAUCUAUAUCAACGUCUCUCAUUGCCACGUCAAAAGGUAAACGUGCCGGUGAGUGGAAUUGGCCAAGCCAUCGUUAACGUUCGAUACACAUGUGCAAUCACGUUUUCAUCUCGUUUUGAAACGGAUAACUAUGCAAUGGAAUGUCUAGUUCUGCCAAAGCUCACUGUUCAUCUGCCGACUAGCACCGUUGACAUUAGUGACUGGAGGAUUCCUGAACAUUUACCUCUGGCGGAUCCUCAGUUCAAUGUAAGCCACGGCAUUGACCUUAUCAUCGGAGCCGAGUUAUUUCCAUUUUUCUUUCAAGCAGAGCAACUCACAUUGACAGACAAUUUGCCUAUGUUUUACAAAACAUCGUUAGGCUAUCUCAUAGCUGGUAGAGUUCCAACAAAUGUCGUGACACCCACAGCAUGUCUGGUAUCUACACUGGAUUCCUUGGACGCUCAAGUGAAGAAAUUUUGGCAAGUCGAAGACUUCGAUCAAGGGAAGGCUCUCACUCCUGACGAGCUACAUUGCGAAAAUCAUUUCCAAACUACUCACAGCCGUACUCAAAGCGGGCGCUACAUCGUGCGGUUGCCGAUUCGCAGUGAGAUACUACAAAAGAUCGGUGAUUCCUGGCCCGUUGCCGCCCGCCGAUUUACUGCUUUAGAAAGACGAUUGCAAACGAACGAAUGCUUGAAAACAAGUUACACUCAAUUCAUGAACGAAUAUGAAGAGCUUGGCCACAUGGAAGAGAUGAAGACUCGCGUCGCGUUACCCCAGUUUUUUCUGCCCCAUCACGCCAUUCAUCGACCCGACUCGACAACCACAAAAAUAAGAGUCGUGUUCGACGGUUCAUGUAAAGACAGUAACGGUAUUGCGCUAAACGAUCUACUCUUUACUGGACCAACAGUACAGCCAGCUUUAUUAUCCAUUAUUAUCAAUUUUCGUACACACCGCUACGUCAUGACGGCGGACAUUGAAAAAAUGUACCGCCAAAUCAUGGUUCAUCAAGAUGAUCGCCAAUUCCAACAAAUUUUGUGGCGGAAUGAUGCGUCAGAACCUUUGAAGACCUUCCAGUUGAACACCAUAACGUACGGAACCUCGUGUGCACCAUUCCUUGCCACGAGAGUCUUAAACCAACUAGCCGAUGACGAUGGAAAGGAGUAUCCACUAGCCUCACAGGCAGUAAAGCGAGACUUUUAUGUCGACGAUCUUCUCACCGGCGCGAACAGCAUCGAAGACAUGAAAGAAAUUGCGAGGCAGCUCAUCGAAUUGUUGGAUGGUGCUGGAUUUUCUCUACGAAAAUGGAGUUCCAAUGAUACUGCGUGCAUUAUGGAUAUUCCAGAGGAACGCUGGGAAAGGCAACCGCAACUCGAACUGGAUCGUUCGCCAUCAAUUAAAACGCUCGGACUCCUCUGGUUUCCAACUGCGGAUGUGUUUGGGUUCAAGAUUCCGCAAUUAUCCACCAUUGAAAAGGUAACCAAAAGAGUAGUAUUGUCCGAAAUUUCACAACUGUUUGACCCGCUGGGUCUUGUUGGACCGAUUGUUAUAAGCGCUAAAAUGUUUAUACAACGGUUGUGGCUGGAAGAACUCCAGUGGGAUGACGAAUUGCCCGAAGAGUUACGAUCCUGGUGGCUAUCCUUUAGAGUGUCUAUCGACGUGCUGCAAGAAAUUCGUGUUCCUCGUUGGGUAUUAGGCACUGGUAUAACCGACUACCAACUUCAUUGUUUUGUUGACGCCUCAGAGAAAGGAUAUGGAGCUUGCCUUUACGUCGUCGCAAGCGAUUCAAAUGGUCCAAAAUUCAGUAAUUUACUCAUCGCAAAAUCCCGUGUUUCUCCAAAAAGUGGCGAAACUAUGCCACGGUUAGAGCUUUGCGCUGCCCGUCUGGGAAGUCAAUUGAUAGAUACGAUUCUUCAGACGACCACAUUCGCUGGAACCCCAAUUUUGUGGUCCGAUUCAACCAUCGUUCUACACUGGAUUCGCUCACCCCCGUCGAAGUGGAAGAUAUUCGUAUCCAACCGUAUUGCCGAGAUUCAUCGACUUACCCAAGACUCCCAGUGGCGGUAUGUUCCUACAGCACUCAAUCCUGCCGACUGCUUAUCGAGAGGACUCCAGCCCGAUGAACUUCAACAUAAUACUCUUUGGUGGCACGGGCCACCGUUUCUGCUUCUCGACCGUGAACACUGGCCUAAGCAAACUGCUACGCUUUCAUCGAUGGCAUAG
Messenger RNA from Sabethes cyaneus, 3765 nucleotides. RefSeq lists its product as uncharacterized. Lineage: Eukaryota; Metazoa; Arthropoda; Insecta; Diptera; Culicidae. Gene Ontology annotation, molecular function: aspartic-type endopeptidase activity. The transcript has a single exon. Gene Ontology annotation, biological process: proteolysis. The coding region runs from base 1 to 3765 and encodes 1254 amino acids. The record is from RefSeq and is a predicted model, not a curated record.